Messenger RNA from Mytilus trossulus (common blue mussel), 3466 nucleotides. RefSeq lists its product as uncharacterized. The transcript is spliced from 10 exons. NCBI's taxonomy places the organism in Eukaryota, Metazoa, Mollusca, Bivalvia, Mytilida, Mytilidae. Gene Ontology annotation, cellular component: cytoplasm; nucleus. Bases 138 to 3059 code for a protein of 973 amino acids. Gene Ontology annotation, molecular function: cysteine-type endopeptidase inhibitor activity involved in apoptotic process. The record is from RefSeq and is a predicted model, not a curated record. Gene Ontology annotation, biological process: regulation of cell cycle; negative regulation of apoptotic process.
GUGUACAUGUAGGUGUAUAUGUAUUUACUGUUUGUACCACAGGCUACCAGUUUAAAGGUUAAGCACAUAUUUCCUGGUAUACGAUUUGUUGUUAUUUUUACAUUGAAAGACUUGAUGUUUGUUCUUCUGUAAAGGCAAUGGAUGCUUAUGGAGAAGAUAUAUAUAAAGAAUUAAAAAGAAAGGAACUGAGAAUAUUGAGAACAGCCAAGGAAGUUAUUAAGUUUUACAUGGUACAAAGUCAUCGAUCGUUUCAAUGUUUGAUAGAAGAACAUAAGCACGAUUUGUACCAUUAUUAUCAUUUUACCACAAGAUGUGAGAUAUGUUCAUUUGACUAUUUGCUUCCAGACCGCCGACGGCUGCUACAAAUCCAUCUCGACCUUUUAUGCAUCCCGAGUUCCUUAUCGAACUUUAAUACACCCAACUUUAACUGUUCAAUAACCGUAGAUGAAAUAGACCUUGAUAUAGCCUGGUGUCUGCUUGAUUGUUGUGAUGCUAUUUUUUGGCGUCAGUGUUUACAAUUACAAAGGACAACAUUUGUUGAAUUUCUAAACGAAAAUAAACAUGAAAUUUAUCAUUUGGUCGAAGGUGUGAAUAGCUGUAACCUAUGCAAAAACAACAGUCAGCAACAUAAGCACAUAAUAACACAGAAACAGUGGACUUAUCUUUUUUAUCAACCUUAUUUUACUUCAGUAAAAUGUGCAAAUAUUUCAAAAACAACUGUAACAUGCGUUUCCAAGGUUAUGGCUAGGUCUGAUAUUACAAUUCAUCAACUUUAUGAAGACGAUAUACCAUUAGCGAAGCAUUUAUUACUUCACUUAUUGCCAUUGAAAAAAGGACUGGUUCGCCUUCUUGCUUUAGGUCAGCAGCUGUUAAACUGUGAUAUAACAUCUGUGUCUGCAAACAAGCAACUGUGUUCUAAAUUUGACCAAAUAAUGGGAGUUCUUGUACACUCUUUACCAUAUAAUUCAGCUAACAAAGAAGAUCAUACUGUUUCAAGAAAACAAGGAAACAAUAAGAAAAAUCUAUUGAAUAGUGGUAUAAUACCAGAAAAAGAAUUUAACUUUUAUGAAUAUAGAUCAGCGAAAGAAAAUGAUAAAAAUAAAAAAUCAGAAACUCAUUUUAUAAAUCGAGACAGAAAUGCAUGGACAUCUGAUUUUCCCGAUCAACAGACAAAAAAAGUUCUUCCAUCUAGAUAUUUUCUUUAUGAUGUGCCAUGUGAACAUAUUUUUCUACCUGGUGGAACGAUUUUUAAAACACCACAAGAACGCCUAGCAUCGUAUACAUACUGGCCAGUCCAUUCCCUGUUUUGGCCUUAUCCAUUAGUUCUAGCAGGAUUUUUCUACACUGGAACAGAGCAUAUUGUCCGUUGUUUUACCUGUAAUUACACAGCAUCAGUUAAUUCCUGGAUUCCACCAGAGAAUCCAUCAGAGGCUCAUGCACGCUGCAGUCCUGACUGUAGCUUCGUUCAAGGAAACGGAUUCAAGAUUUGUGCGAAAGCUAGCACUUCACGUGAAAAUAAUCAUCUUGCUGUUUUAGAAAAUAACAUAAAAGGCAAUCCAGUUCGAUCACAUGUCGACUUUAGUACGAAGCAGUCUAAGUUAAAUGAUAAAUCACUCCUACUAAAAGAAGGAAGUGAAACCACCUAUUCAGUAUUUGUUGCUGAUAAUGUGUUUUGUCCUCCAGGUACAUACGCAAGUACUGAUAACAAUUCUCCCAGGUAUGCAGAGAUGAUACUUGGAAUACGUCAGACAAGCAGAGAGAUAAAUGAUAUUGGAUGUGACGGCAUGAACGAAAUAGUGUCGUCUUUAUCAAGACAAACGUCAGAUCCAAUGGUUGUUGAAAAUCAAGUAGCAAAUUUAGAGGAAGCCAAAGUUGAACAAGAUUCAAAGUUUCUGUUGACUGACACUGCUGAUACGAUUUUCUUAUUCGACGAAUCUGCUAAGAAAAAUAACCACGCAUUAGAAGACAACUUUUCAAAUCUCAAUGUGAUGACCACAGAAAACAAUUCACAUUUUAAUGAUAAUUCAAUUACAUAUAAGUUCACUGAUGGCUCUGUUGCACAAAUUAAAUAUCCACAAUUUCACCGCGUCAAGUCAAGACUACAGACCUAUACUAGCUGGAAGUACUCUUCCAAACAGCGACCGAUACUAUUGGCUGAAGCCGGUUAUUUUUACACAGGUGAAGCUGACAUUGUUAGAUGCUUUUGUUGUGAUCUUGGACUGGCUGAAUGGGAUGUUCAAGAUGACCCUUGGGUUGAACAUGCUAGACAUAACUGUAGGUGUUUGUUCCUUAAAAGUGAAAAGGGAGAGGACUAUGUUAAUGAUGUGCAACUAAGGUGGAAAAAGAUCUACAACCCAAAGCAUCCUGUAUUAGAAGACAAAGAUUCAAGAUUGAAAACAUUUGCUGGUGUAUGGAGAACUGAUAUUGAACAAACCCCAGAGAUUUUAGUGGAUGCUGGUUUCUUUUACACUGGUGAAGAAGACACUGUCCGCUGUCAUUAUUGUGAUGGAGGGCUACGUAACUGGGAACCAAAGGACGUACCAUGGGAGGAGCAUGCACGAUGGUUUCCAUUCUGCAAAUUUGUCAUCAAAAUGAAGGGCAGAGAAUAUAUAGACGAAAUACGCAUUAAACAUGAGACAACAGCAAGGAAUGAAGAAGUUGCUACUCGACCAGAGGAAUCGUUUGUCGAUCAUCCUUUUGUUCGGCAGUUGCAAGAGUUAGAAUUUAAAGCAGCAGAUAUUACAACGGCAAUGCAAGCUUUUAAAUUAAAAGAAGGAAAUAGUAAUUUUACCAUUGAAGAUAUAGUAGAAAUCAUUAUCCAAGGCAAAGGUAGACAACAAGAAAUACAAAAAUCAAUCAAAGAUCCAGCAACACUUAAAGAAAUAAACAAACAGCUGAAAGAGAAGCUUUUGUGUGUUCGAUGCAAAACCAAUGAUGUGUCAAUGUUGUUUGCAAGCUGUGGACAUCGAAUUACGUGUGAAACCUGUGCUCAGCAACUUGACUAUUGUCCACUUUGCAACAAGGAGAUAACGAAACGAAUCAAGACAUUUCUAUCGUAAAAAGGCAAUGUGAGCAUGUUCAUGUUCAUAUGUUUCAUUUUGAGAUAGAUAUAGCUUAUCACUUGGAAUUACCAAACAAAUUCAAACAUGACAAUUUAUGUUAAAAAAUGUAUGGAUACUUAUUCAUGCGCUUCAAGUGUUAUUUAUGCAUGAGGAACAAUGAAUCUUGAAAUCUAAAUAGUAUAAAUUACAUUUUUGAAGACCUUUUUUAAGACAUUCACUUAUGUUGUUAUAUAGUUGGAAAUAGUACUUUUGUUUUCUAACUUUUGCUUUUAAUGAAGGGGCUACACAUUUUUCAGAUACUUGUUUUCCAGUACUCGUUUUAAUAAAUCAUUAUUACAGUGGACGAUCUCGUUUCAUGUCGUAUAUAUCUCUCAAGUUUAAUAAUAUAAAAAAAAUUUCUGUGA